Molecule: messenger RNA, 456 nt
Organism: Colletotrichum siamense
Lineage: Eukaryota; Fungi; Ascomycota; Sordariomycetes; Glomerellales; Glomerellaceae
Gene: rps19
Product: 40S ribosomal protein S19
Exons: 4
Coding region: 1-456 (151 amino acids)
Biological process (GO): translation; ribosomal small subunit assembly
Cellular component (GO): cytosolic small ribosomal subunit; ribosome
Molecular function (GO): structural constituent of ribosome; RNA binding
Source: RefSeq, a predicted model, not a curated record
AUGGCCGGUGGUGUCUCUGUCCGCGAUGUCGAUGCGCAAAAGUUCAUCAACGCCUACGCUGCGUUCCUGAAGCGUCAGGGCAAGCUGCCCAUUCCCGGUUGGGUCGACAUCGUCAAGACCGGUCCCGCCAAGGAGCUCCCUCCCCAGGACAUUGACUGGUUCUACGUGCGCGCCGCCUCCGUCGCCCGCCACAUCUACCUCCGCAAGACCGUCGGUGUCGGCCGCCUCCGCAAGGUCCACGGCUCCGCCAAGAACCGCGGUGUCCGCCCCAGCCACCACGUCGACGCCUCCGGCUCCGUCGACCGCAAGAUCUGCCAGGCCCUCGAGAAGAUUGGCGUCCUUGAGCAGGACGAGGAGAAGGGUGGCCGCCGCAUCACCCAGUCCGGCCAGCGUGACUUGGACCGUAUCGCCCAGACCACCGCCGAGGCUGAGGAGGACGAGGAGGAUGACGAGUAG